Suillus discolor is the source of this 2697-nucleotide messenger RNA. RefSeq lists its product as uncharacterized. NCBI's taxonomy places the organism in Eukaryota, Fungi, Basidiomycota, Agaricomycetes, Boletales, Suillaceae. The transcript is spliced from 12 exons. The coding region runs from base 1 to 2697 and encodes 898 amino acids. Gene Ontology annotation, molecular function: zinc ion binding. The record is from RefSeq and is a predicted model, not a curated record.
AUGACUUCAAUACUCAUUUCAAGGGUUCCGGAUUCACUUCAUUUCCAGAGCCAGAAUGACUACCUUAGGCAAUGGGUCCCAAAGACAGACCAGUAUCUGAACAUACUCCUGCACAGAGAGGUUCCCAUCAACAGGAUAUGCAUCACAUGUGGUACUGAUGGGGUCUACAAAUGCCAUAACUGUUUUGGUGAGCCCCUCUUUUGCACAAAUUGUUGCAGGAGCCAGCACCAGAGGGUUCCCUUCCAUAGGAUCAGUCAGUGGACAGGAACCUGCUUUGAGGAUUCUUGCCUGGUUAAAACCGGCCUGGUGAUCUGGCUAGGGCAUGAUGGAGAUGCCUGCCCCUGGGAUGAUAAGGUUGCCGAUGAAUUGUUUGCAGAUUCCGGGGCCGAUAGUGACAUCAGCGAUGGGACUUCUCCUGGGUUGAGGUCUAUGAAAGACACCAAUGAUCUACUGACCGGCGUGCCAUUCAUAAAAAAUAGCAAAAGAAUGACAACUAUAGUGGAUGUGUCAGGUGUACAUACUCACAUGGUAAAGUAUUGCACAUGCACCGAUGCACCCUCUGCCGACAUACAGUUGUUUCAAAUGGGCUUGUUUCCGGCCUCCUUCACAAAACCAAAGACAGCCUUCACCUUUGAUGUUUUGAACAACUUCCUGCUGGAUAACUUGGAGUGUGGCACCUCGGCGAUGAAUUAUUAUAGCAAGUUACGGAGGAUGACAACAAGUGUGUUUCCUCAUUUGGUACCGGACCGGUAUCGGGAGCUUAUGAGGGUUGCCAGACAAUGGCGCAAGCUCAAGCUCCUGAAAUGGAAUGGCUUCGCCCAUGAGUCCAAAGCCAUCAAACUGGGCGAUCUUGCACUGUUCUGUCCGGCAUGUCCGCAGCCUGGAAUCAAUGUCAAGUUGCUGAUGGGUGAUGGUGCCGAUCAUGAAGAGAAAAGAUCGGAUUUGGAAACACCAAGUUGGCUGUAUUCAAGGUCACUGGUAAUGGAUGGGAACUUCAAAGCGGAGCACCUCCAUGCUUCAAAUCCUGAAGAUGAAGUCUCACUGAUGGAUGGCCGCAGCUUUAUUGUUGGCGACAAGAUGUAUAAGGCACACCUUGCCAAGGCAAAUGAUACCAUUCAGCGUUCGGAGUGUAACAACCACAGGGCAGUUAACCAAGCCAAUGCAUCCCGGCACAGAUUAGAAGCCACGGGGAUCGGCGGCUGUGCUUGUGCAAGACAUGGCUGUUUCGUUCCUCAUGCGAUGGUGGAUUUUCAAAAGGGUGAAAGACAGAUGAACAUGGACUACGCACUGUGCCAAGCUUUAAAAUAUAACGCCGAUGGGAUUCAACGGUCAUUAACUUUCUACGAUGUAAACUGCCAGUAUCACAAAAAUUUGAAGGACCGCAUAGCUGAAAGUUUUUACCUGGACAUUCAGCAAGACAUAGAUAUCAUCCCAGGAAUAGGCUUGAUUGACGGCGAGAUCAUGGAAACCCUAUGGUCGCCGUUGAAUAUUAUCUCACCGGUGGCACGGGGAAUGGGGACACCACAUCAGAAGGAGUGCUUGGAUUACCAAAUGAACGAUUGCAACUGUAUGAAAAUGAUCAGGAUGACCAAGUUCCUCUGCCGAAAAUACAAGCAGGCAGUGAAAGGUGUCGCCGAGAGCAUGACCUCCUUUGAGAAGCUACAUCAAAGUGCUGAUGGGAAUACAGUCAGACAGUGGGAAGAACAAGAGAGGCUUGCCCAAGAGCGGCGUGUCCUCGAUCCAAUGGCGAUGGAUAUUUAUGAUGUCCAACUUCGAAAAGCACCAUCAAGGAAACAACAGGAGAUUGAACUAUUACGUAUACAUAGUCGGCAGCCGGCCGCGGCGCAACAAGGAAUCACCAUUGAGGAAGCACAAGUAACAUUGCAAAUAGAUACUCAGAGACUGGAGAUCGGCCGCCGCCGCGACAGGAUACAAGGGGACAUUGACCGGUGGGCGGCGAUGGCAUUGAAUAUCCUUGGGGAAGGAUUGGACAAUGUCAAUCACCAGGAUAUGGAGGAAGACACCGAUGGUGGCAUGUCCAAUGAACUUUGUCUCUUUCAGCCUGAAAAGGUGGUGAUACCAUUGCCUUCCAAUCUUGGUCCUGACAAAUGCGCCGAGUGGGAGGUGAUGCUGGUGCACUUGGCAGACAAGGCCGUGCUUUCCCGCACAACGGUCAGGACUGCAAAGUCACAAGCAAUGUCCACCAGGGCCUGGACUCAAGUGCAUUCUGUGGACCGUGCCAUUAGCAUCAAUGCCACUAUUUAUUCAAAGUGCCGAUCUCAGCUUGCCAAACUUGGCGCCGACAACAUUCUUACUAGAUACCGGCCUUUGGAAAAAGAGCAUUUAAAGGUUAGCACAGCGGUCGCCGAUCCUAAUGCAAGAGGACAAAGAAAUAGUACCUUGGCUUGGUUUUGGUCCAUGGAUGUGGAGGGGGACUCGGAGAGUAGCGAUUGGCUGAGCAAAUGCACUUAUGUGUUCCUUGUGGUAGUUUACCGAGUGCAUUGGCUCCAGUCCAAGGCUCUUAGAGAUCAUUGGGCAGAAGAACUGUUGCUGGUCCAACAUAAAAUGCAAUGGACCUGCAACUUCUUUUGUCACAAAUCCCAGGAAUGGACUCGCCAUGCUACAAUUGCCGAGGGCGUCGGCAAGAUGGGACAUGUGGCUUAUGCGGUGAAGGUGAGGAAUCUUGACUAUAGGUGA